Molecule: messenger RNA, 693 nt
Organism: Paramecium tetraurelia
Lineage: Eukaryota; Ciliophora; Oligohymenophorea; Peniculida; Parameciidae
Exons: 1
Source: RefSeq, a predicted model, not a curated record
AUGGAUGAUUAAAAUAAACUCGAAAGCCUUAGAACAGCAAUAAUUAGCGGGAUGAUAGAUUUUAUUAACAAAAAUUAAUAAGAAAAUGAAGAAGAGGAUAAUAUUUAAGACACUUAAUAAAAUUUAUAAAUAAUACAUGCUUAAGUUUAAACCUAAUUAUAAAUUAAUUUUUCGUCACCCUAAAAUUUGAUCAUAAUAUUAAAUAAAGAAUUAAUCAAGCUAAAAGGUAAUAAAGCUUUGACGAAACAUUAAAAAAAAUUUUAUAAAGCAAAUUAUUCUUAAUAAUUAUUAGAAAAUCUAUCAUAAACAGGAUAAGCUAAAACACCUAUUUCUCUACCUUCUUAUGUUAAUCCGAUAAUCGAUAAUGUUGAUGUUUUAUUUUAUGCUUUGAAAGAAUGUUUGUUAAGGGCUUAAAACCGAGAAUUACUUAAAACAGAUAGUUCAGUUUCUGCUGGAUUAGAAUCUCUUGUAGGAGCAUUCGGAUAAGAUUAAGGUUGCUUAAAAUUUCGAACUAUUUAAGUUGAUUAUAAUAAGCUAACAACUGAUGACUAUUUUAGAAACUAAAUCUAUCUGAAUUAAAACAAAAAAUAGCUCAACAUUACAAUAUUAAGAUUGAUCAAGUUUAGGUCGUUGCAAUCAAUAAAGGGAGUGCUGAGAUUUAUCAAAAAUAAUAUCAAGUAGAGUAGAUAUUGA